UCUUAUCUAAGCCCCUGUGACUAAGCCACCGCGAUAUAUGUGAUCGAGAAUUUUACCAGACCAUCGAUCAUAAAUCCUACGCCUAUCUAUCUAACGAUGGAGUUUAUCCCGGGACCUGCAGUAACCCGCGUUCUCUGUGCCGAUUGUGGAACACCGAUCGUACCCAAUUCUGCUAACCUGUGCGUGGCCUGUCUGAGGAAUACCGUCGAUAUCACAGAGGGCAUCCCGAAACAGUCGUCCGUAUCGUUUUGUAGAAAUUGCGAACGAUUUUUGUCUCCGCCUCAAGCAUGGAUAUUGGCGCGACCGGAAUCUCAGGAAUUACUCGCCCUAUGUCUCAAGAGACUCAAGGGACUUAACAAAGUGCGACUGACGGAAGCACAUUUUAUAUGGACAGAACCCCACUCGAGGAGAUUGCGAGUAUCAUUAACGAUUCAAAAGGAGGUAUUAACCUCUACAAUCCUCGAACAAGUCUUCGAAAUCGAAUACCUAGUACACAACACCCAAUGUUCCGACUGCGCCCGACUCGCAGCGAAAAAUACAUGGAAAGCGCUUGUCCAAGUUCGACAAAAGGUCUCUCACAAACGGACGUUCCUGUUUCUGGAACAGUUGAUACUCAAGCACGGCGCUCAAAAGGAUACGAUAUCCGUCAAGGAAGUCAGGGAUGGGCUGGAUUUCUUUUACAGUCAGCGCAGUCACGCCAUCAAGAUGGUGGAGUUUUUGAACGGGGUCGUCCCGGUGCGGUCCAAAAACUCGGAACAGCUCCUUUCCACGGAUACACACUCGAACACUGCGAAUUACAAGUUCACAUAUUCAGUCGAGAUCGCCCCAAUCUGUAAGGACGACCUCGUCUGCAUCCCAUUCAAACAAGCACGCACCCUCUCCAACAUCUCCCCGCUAACGAUAUGUACACGCGUCGGCGCGUCUUUCCAACUCCUGGAUGUCAGUACAUUACAAUCCGUCGAAAUUAGCAGCCAGAUCUUCUGGCGCUCGCCGUUCUCCGCGUUGGCUGGUGUAACUGACUUGGUGGAAUUCACGGUACUGGACGUUGAACCCGUCGGAACGUCUCGCGGCCGAUGGGUCCUCGCCGACGCACAAGUCGCACUCGCUGGCGCGUUCAGGUCCCAUACGGGGACCCACACGAAUAGCGAGAUGGAGAUGGACUACGAAACAGCCGCGGAAUCGACGCAGAUUUUCCAUACGCGCACCCAUUUAGGCGCGAUCUUGCAGCCUGGGGAUACGGCAAUGGGGUAUCACCUGUCGUCGUCGAACUUCAAUUCAGACGAUUUUGCCAAAUUACCUGCAGAUCGGAUUCCAGACAUCAUACUGGUCAAGAAAGCGUAUCCAAAUCGACGGAAGAAGGGCAAGGCUAGGAAUUGGAAGUUGCGCAGUAUUGCCAAAGAGGAGGGCGAGGAAGGUGAGACAGGCGGUGGGCGUGGUGUGGUUGGUAGAACGGGUGGUCGCGAUCAGAAGAAGGUUGACGAGGAUUACGAGCUAUUCUUGAGAGAUCUGGAAGAAGACCCGGAGUUGAGAGGAGCGGUGAAUCUGUACAAGGCGGAGGAUGUCAAGGUGAAGGAGGGUCGUGAUGUGGGCCAGAGACGGCGCAAAGGCCAGUAUGGCAUGGACGUAGAUGAAGUAGCACCCGAUGCGGAAGAAACGACGGCGAACGGUGAGGAAGAGGAGGAAGAACCUGAUUUCCCCGAAGUGGGGCUGGACGAGCUGUUGGAGGACUUUGACGAGAUGACUUUACAAGACGCUGCGUAGGUGUGGCCAGACACAGACAUUUCAGGCCUCGAUAGCUUCGGCACUUGUAUUCGUUGGAUCGGAUUAGCAGUGUCUACUGGCCAUAGCGUGGAGUCCUGUA
Messenger RNA from Pisolithus orientalis, 1861 nucleotides. Its product is annotated as NMD3 family-domain-containing protein. Gene Ontology annotation, cellular component: cytoplasm; nucleus. The record is from RefSeq and is a predicted model, not a curated record. Bases 97 to 1761 code for a protein of 554 amino acids. Gene Ontology annotation, molecular function: ribosomal large subunit binding. Gene Ontology annotation, biological process: ribosomal large subunit export from nucleus. The transcript is spliced from 6 exons. NCBI's taxonomy places the organism in Eukaryota, Fungi, Basidiomycota, Agaricomycetes, Boletales, Pisolithaceae.